ACAUGUAUAACACCUACAUGCCGCCGUAUUUGGGGAAAACGAUUUUCCAACACACUAGACUUUUUCGACAAUUUUGUACAAAAUCGACAAUGGCAGAGGACAUGUUUUUAUUCUGGGGGUCUGGAAGCGUUCCCUGCUGGAAAGCAAUGCUUGCUCUCGAAGAAAAAGGCUUCAAUGGAUACAAAAACAAGAUGAUCUCCUUUGACAAAAACGAGCAGAAGGGACCAGACGUCCUCAAAUUUAACCCGAGAGGAGAGGUACCAGCUUUUACACAUGGUACAAUCGUAGUGAACGAGUCCAAUGCCAUCUGCGAAUAUCUGGAGAGUACUUUUAAGGAUAAUGGUACUCAACUCAUUCCAUCUGAUCCAAAACAGAGGGCACUUGUUCUUCAAAGAAUGCAUGAGGCGGUUGCUAACCUAAUGCAGAAGAUGCUGCUUGAUUUUUUGUAUGAAUUUUUUGAGACCAAAGAAGAAGACAUGGACCCGGAAGCACUGGCCAAAAAGACAAAGACUUUGAAAGAAGAGCUAGAAAUAUGGGACGGUUAUCUAGAGAAGACAGGCGCCUUUUUAGCUGGAUCCGACUUUUCUAUGGCGGACGUAUACUUCUUCCCUUUCAUUGCAUUUGGUGUACGUUUGGGUUUGAAUCUGGAAAAAUUUCCAAAUAUUAAAGCAUACUAUGAGAGAGCAUGCGCAAGACCAAGCAUCAAAACCACGUGGCCCCCUCACUGGAAGGAAAGCAAACCCUCUAUGACACCUUUGGCAGGUCGCUUAUAGAGACAUUUUUUAGAGACUCUUGAGAGAAAAAAUACAGUACAGUUUUUUUAUAUGAUUUAAUGGUGCCAUAUUAAUAAGAAUUUGUCUUAUUCAACAAUGUGUUCAUUCAAGCCAAACGGUGCGAUUUCAUUUUUCUUUUAUAAUAAGCAUACGUCUAUUAGUAUUGAAAUAUUUUUUUCAUUGAUACAUAACUGUAAAUAAGAAUUACGUGCAAACAGUGACAGGAAAAAAUUCAUCAAUUUGUUUUAUUAUUUUGUUAUUCUUUUGUGUAAAAUGACGAUCUAAGUGAUUAUUGAGUAGAUGGACUUGUGUUUUUUCUUAUUAAUUACCACACAUUUGCACUUUUUAUAGCUUUCGAGAGUGAUAUCAAUAUGGAAUGUGCUAAUUAAGUGGUUUGUUAGUUAUAAAAGAUUAAUCUUUCUUGUA
Saccostrea echinata is the source of this 1199-nucleotide messenger RNA. RefSeq names its product glutathione S-transferase A-like. The record is from RefSeq and is a predicted model, not a curated record. Bases 3 to 773 code for a protein of 256 amino acids. Lineage: Eukaryota; Metazoa; Mollusca; Bivalvia; Ostreida; Ostreidae. The transcript has 6 exons.